Varanus komodoensis (Komodo dragon) is the source of this 3686-nucleotide messenger RNA. RefSeq names its product DDB1 and CUL4 associated factor 7 (gene DCAF7). The coding region runs from base 328 to 1356 and encodes 342 amino acids. Gene Ontology annotation, molecular function: protein binding. The transcript is spliced from 7 exons. NCBI's taxonomy places the organism in Eukaryota, Metazoa, Chordata, Lepidosauria, Squamata, Varanidae. The record is from RefSeq and is a predicted model, not a curated record. Gene Ontology annotation, cellular component: nucleus.
UAUUAAAUCAGCCCCGCAAAUACUCAGAUUUGGCCGGAGAGGCGGGUUUUAAAUAAGAGCGACAACUUUUCUCACUAAUAAGCAUCUUGAUGAUGGCCAGUAUUUUAAUUCCUUUGGGGGCUUGAACAAGUAAGCACUGAAAGAAGCCAAUGAGAAACGGGGAGCUUUUGAAGGGCGUCGGAAAUAGCCAAUGAAAGGUCAAAGUUUGAAAGGCUCGGUGGAGGAGUGGGUUUUCGCCGUAGUCGUUGUGUGAGGGGAAGAACGGCUGCCGAGGUUGUUGUUACGGGAGCUCGGGAAGGAUCAUCGGAGUGAGCCUUCCCGCCCGCCAUGUCGCUGCACGGGAAGCGCAAGGAGAUCUACAAGUACGAGGCGCCAUGGACUGUGUAUGCUAUGAACUGGAGUGUCAGGCCCGACAAGCGCUUCAGGCUCGCGCUCGGCAGCUUCGUGGAAGAAUACAAUAAUAAGGUUCAACUUGUUGGGUUGGAUGAAGAAAGCUCUGAGUUCAUUUGCAGGAACACCUUUGAUCAUCCAUAUCCUACUACCAAACUCAUGUGGAUCCCAGAUACCAAGGGAGUUUAUCCUGACCUUUUGGCCACCAGUGGUGAUUACCUGCGUGUGUGGAGAGUGGGUGAAACAGAAACAAGGCUAGAGUGUUUGCUGAACAACAAUAAGAAUUCUGACUUUUGUGCCCCGCUGACAUCCUUUGAUUGGAAUGAAGUGGAUCCUUAUCUACUAGGCACCUCAAGUAUUGACACUACUUGUACUAUCUGGGGUUUGGAGACUGGUCAAGUCUUGGGAAGAGUGAAUUUGGUGUCAGGCCAUGUCAAGACUCAGCUGAUUGCCCAUGACAAAGAGGUGUAUGAUAUUGCGUUCAGCCGUGCAGGAGGUGGGAGAGAUAUGUUUGCUUCUGUUGGCGCUGAUGGCUCAGUGAGGAUGUUUGACCUGCGGCACUUGGAACACAGCACUAUUAUCUAUGAGGAUCCUCAGCACCAUCCUCUGCUCCGUCUUUGCUGGAAUAAACAAGACCCUAAUUAUCUUGCAACAAUGGCAAUGGAUGGCAUGGAGGUCGUCAUUCUAGAUGUCAGAGUUCCAUGUACUCCCGUGGCCAGGCUGAACAACCACAGAGCAUGUGUGAAUGGUAUUGCUUGGGCACCACAUUCUUCUUGUCAUAUCUGCACAGCAGCUGAUGACCAUCAAGCUCUUAUUUGGGAUAUCCAGCAAAUGCCUCGUGCCAUUGAAGACCCAAUCCUGGCCUAUACAGCAGAAGGGGAAAUCAAUAAUGUACAGUGGGCAUCAACUCAGCCGGACUGGAUAGCUAUCUGCUACAACAACUGUCUGGAAAUUUUGAGAGUGUAAAACGGCUGGGCCGUGGGGAAAAAAAUGGAACAGAAUGGUAGUCUUUCUCCUCUUCUAAAGUUAAGAACAAAACUGCAUUGAAACAGUGCCACUAGCUCUUACCAACUUGUUCUAGGAAAACUCACAACUGGCAUUAAUUACUGACUACCUUUCUUCUUCUCCCGCCCCUCCUCACCCAUAACUUAAAUGCAGGGAAAUGCUGAGCUUUUCAAACCUGGGAUUUUAUUAUUACUUUCAAUUAAAGGUAUGUAUAUAUGACAGCCAUUUGUGCUGAGUGUUUGUAUUAACUGAGCAAUGGAGCUGACUAGCAAGUAACACCCUAGCAGAAAUCAUUUGGUUUUGCUGUAGAUGCCUAAAAAUUGCUUAAAGUUCUAGAGAUGGGAUAUGAUGCUAACUUUGUAAUUUUUUUCCUGCUUCUGUACCCCUGACCUUGUUCAUAAUUCUUGUAAUACUAGUGCUGUAAGGGUUCUUUGCAACUAAAGUCUGUUACUAGUAAAAUUUCUUCAGCUGCAAGCAGGAACUUGUAAAUGUUGCAGAACCAGAAUGCAUCUUGCAGAAAUAUUUUGGAGUGAAGCUUCAGCUUGAUACUCCAUUGUUUAGUGAGCAAUGAUCCAUUUUCUGCUUUGCCUUUUGCACAGUGCAAAGUUGUUGAUAUUAAAAGUAGUACCAGUGUGCAAAUGCAUGUAAUUACAAUCUCUAGUUCUGCACUGCCUUCUAAAACUAUAUUCCUCACUAAAAUGAACUACUUCAGCCACAUAUGAUCUUAAUGACUCCCAAGAGGCAACAAACAUUUUCCUAGAAGUACUGCAUUUAUCCUUUUAAAAGAAACUUGUAUCCCAUUUAUCUCAGCCGUGAGUUUUAUCCCAAAUAAUGCAAAAUUCAUCCCUGAAGAUAUAAAAAUAAGCUUAGUUGAAGUCUAAGACUUGUAUAUGUUGUUAAUAUGCAGUGGCAGUGUUUUGUUGAACUUUAAUACGACCUCUCUCUCUCUCUCUUUUCAGUAUCAAAUAUGCAAGCUUCUCUAGGUAUAUUUGUAUAUUUAUUCUUACUUUCUCAAGGUGCACACUGAAGCUUCUGUAGCAUCAGUUGUUUAUUUGUGAUAGCCCUUUUCUUAAAAUAAAUGUACUUGUGAUUGUUUCUAUUCACUUCUCAGAAGGAUGGCUUCCCCAACUUUCAGAGAGGAGACCAGACUAUUUUGCAUAUCAGACCAUUUUUCCACAAUAACAUGAAUAACAUGAAGCACUGGAAGAGGGAGCUGUAGUGAGAGUACCUUUUCAGAUGUAACCACCAGUGAUGUACAUAAUGAGAUGAAAGGAAAUAUGAUGAACCUAUUGAUUAUUUGUUCUGUAGUACUUGAGUACAUAGUGGGGGAACGUGGUAACUGAUGUAUAAAUGUCUUUGUUGAAACAAUACUGGUCUCACCUGAAGGCAAACAUAAAGUCUGGGAGAGAGAGUGAACUGACUGAAUUUCUCAUCAUCUUUCUCAUGUGUGCCCCUCCCCCUGCCCCCCCUUCAGUAGUUAGGACAUAACAGUACAUGUAGAUUGUUGAUAAUCCCAAACAUCACAGGACUAGAUCAAAUCCAAUUGUCCUGUUUAAUUUCUUUAAAUGAGCUGGACAGUACUGGUCAAGGGGAAGCAGAUGAUGGGCAUAAAGACAUACUCAGUGAAGGAACAAAGACAUUCAGGUCUAUAAUACACUUGCAAAGCAGUGUUGGUCAAGUGAUGAAUUUGUGGUAUCUGUGUGAAAAUGAACAGAGCUGUCCUUUGUGUACAGGAUAUGAAUUAUAUUAUAAACUGGGUUUUUUUUACUAACCUGUACUAAACUAUAAAACAUUAGCUUAUGUUGUGUACUUCCAGUGUGAUUUCCUAAAGAUGUGAAACUUGUAGCAUGACUGUAUAAAGUUUGAAGUCUCCUUGUUCUUUCUGAUAAGCAAUAGCACUGACUUAAGUUCCUCUCCUCUUUUGUUGAGAGCGUUGCAUAUAUUUUCUUACCCAAUAUUGUUGGGCAAAAUUGUUACUGAACUUAAUCUUCCCUUUAUGUGGCAGACAAUGAUUAACUUGUUGCAAUAUUCCCUUUUGAUUUUUAUGGACAUUACAAUGAAAUUGAUUUUAAUUUCGAAUACCUGAUCUCUGGAAUGGUAUUGAAAUGCUGUAAAAAUUUAAAGCAGUUUUUUUUUAAGUUUUGAAGUAGAAUGCUGGACUCUUUAGAAGGUUGAUCUUACUUUUAAAAAUACUGAUCUUACUUCCUCUAUAUACUUUAGUUUGUUCCAUUCCUACUGCCAUGCGUGUAUUUUGCCUUUCUUACAUUUUAAUAAAAUGGAAUGUUUCUAAA